This is a messenger RNA of Marmota monax (woodchuck), 1009 nucleotides long. It is a transcript of the gene Rnase6, whose product is annotated as ribonuclease A family member k6. NCBI's taxonomy places the organism in Eukaryota, Metazoa, Chordata, Mammalia, Rodentia, Sciuridae. Bases 234 to 695 code for a protein of 153 amino acids. Gene Ontology annotation, biological process: defense response to Gram-negative bacterium; defense response to Gram-positive bacterium; antimicrobial humoral immune response mediated by antimicrobial peptide. The transcript is spliced from 2 exons. Gene Ontology annotation, molecular function: RNA nuclease activity; nucleic acid binding. The record is from RefSeq and is a predicted model, not a curated record.
UAUAAACAGUAAUAAGACACUAUUUUAAAGACAGAUUUGGAAGUCUCUAGUCUCAUCUUCACUGAGCAGGAGUUUUAGGUUUCUCUUUCCUGUGGGUCAGACCAUUUCUUCUUCUGCCUCACAUAUGCAGCUCUGGCAGGCUUGAGAGAAGAGAAGCAGACAAGACCCUGUGAGCCUGAGAUUAACCACUGCCUCUGUUCUCAGCAGGAACUUCAGCUCGAACACCUGGAACGAUGAUACUAAAUCUGGGAUGCUUUCCUCUCCUCCUAAUGCUGCUGGGACUAUGGAGCACAGUGUGCCCACUUUGUGCUUUGCCUGAGAGGCUCACCAAGGCUCAUUGGUUUGAAAUCCAGCACAUACAGCCAGGUCCUCUCCAAUGCAACAGGGCAAUGGGUGGUGUCAACAAUUAUACUCAGCACUGUAAGCCUGAAAACACCUUCCUGCAUGACUCUUUUCAGAAUGUAGCUGUUGCCUGCAAUAUGCCCCACAUCAUCUGCAAGAAUGGCCAGAACAAUUGCCACCAGAGUGCAAAGCCUGUUAACAUGACCAAAUGCAAACUCACUGCAGGGAAGUAUCCUCACUGUCGUUACAGGGAUACUGCCCAAUACAGAUUCUUCGUUGUUGCCUGUGACCCCCCUCAGAAGAGUGACCCUCCCUAUCAGUUGGUUCCCGUACACUUGGAUAAGCUCAUCUAAGGUUUUGCUCACUUUCCUCUCAUUGGACACAGAUUCUCUUAAAGUUUCUUCUGCUUUUUCUAUUCUUUUGUUGAUUUUCUUGUAUUCAUGGAAGAGAAGGAAAGUGUUGGAAGAAUUUGAGUAUCUAGGAUACCAGACUAGAGUUGGGACAAAAAGAAAUAGGAUUUUUUUCUGCUUUGGAGUUCUGUCUGUUUUGAGAGAAGGCAAAUAGGGAAGAGGGCAAAGAAGCAUCCAGGCCUACAGAUUUUUAACCUUGGGACUUUUGCCAAACUUUAUAAAACUACAUUCACAGCAAUAAAACCACUCUUGCUGCA